Didymodactylos carnosus is the source of this 1047-nucleotide messenger RNA. The record is from the annotation of a GenBank genome assembly. Lineage: Eukaryota; Metazoa; Rotifera; Eurotatoria; Philodinida; Philodinidae.
AUGGAGCCAACAAUCGGUUAUUAUUUACCAUGUAAAAAAUAUUAUAAAUUACAUUUUGAACAAUUUUUAAUUUUAUGUAAAAGAGCUCAAAUAAAAACGAUUGAAAUUAAUGAUGACUAUUUUAAUUCAAUUCAUUCACAAUCGCCACCAAAUAUUAUUGUUCAUAAAUUAACCGAUAUUCUAUGUCGUGAAGUAUUAAAUGAUGAUAAAAUGGCACAUCAAUUUUUAGAAAAAUUUCGACAAAUGAAAGGUCGUACAAUUAUGAUUGAUAAUUUAGAAUCAAUAUCACAAUUAUUAAAUCGACAUGUACAAUAUUCAUUACUUAAAGAAAUUCAAACAAUUUAUGUUCCACCAUUUAUUAGUAUUACAGAUGAAUUUACAGCUAAUGAUUGUCAAAAAAUUCAACAAUUAUUAACAAAUAAUAAUAUACAAUAUCCAAUUAUUUGUAAACCAAUUCAAGCACAUGGUUCUGAAUCUCAUAAUAUGAAAAUUAUUUUUGAUUCAUCUCAUUUAAUUGAUAUUCAAUAUCCAUGUAUUCUUCAACAAUUUAUUAAUCAUGAUGGAAUAUUAUUUAAAAUAUUUUUAGUUGGUAUUAAUGAUGAUAAUUUUUAUAUUGUUAAACGUAGUUCAAUUCGAAAUUUUACUAUAACACAAUCAUUAGAAACAAUUUCAUUUCAUUCAAGUGAAGUAUCAAGUACACAAGCAUGUUCAAAUUUAAAUAAUGGUGAAGAUAUUAUUGUUGAUGGUAUUACUAUUGAUAAUGAACGUAUUAAAGAAUUAGUAAGAUUAAUUAAAAAAAAAUUUGAAUUAAAUUUACUUGGUAUUGAUGUUAUUAUUAAUUGUCAAACACAACAAUAUGCUGUUAUUGAUGUUAAUUAUUUUCCUGGUUAUGAAGGUAUGAAAGAUUUUAAUCAACAAUUAUUUAAUUUAUGUGAAAAUAUUUUAAAUGAACAAUCAUUACAAUUAAAAUCACAUUUAAAUAAAACAAUAUUUAAAAAUAAUUCUGUAUCAUUAAUGAAAAUUCAAUCAUCAAAAAUUAUUUAUUAA